UUUACAUUUCAGAAUGUCUUCCUUUGGCGUAGAUUUGUAGCGUUUUCAGUUAAGAAAAAAAACCUAAAAAAAUAGUGAAAAGUUAGAAAAGUUAUUGCAAUUUUCGGUUGUUUUGAGUUAUAUUUUUCUAGAUUUAAGAUGCUCACCUACCACACGGCUCUACAGAUUCUAUGGAUAUCAUUUAGUUUUAAUCAAUAUACCAUGGCAGGACAAUCCUUAACCACUGCUAUACACCGUACCCAAGCUGCCCAGGAACGUAUAAAUGACUUGAAGUGCUACAAGUGCGACACCAUGGACGAUGGCGAACUCUGUGUGGAUGUUGUCAAUUCGAAUGCCACCAACUUCGUGCACAAAUGUGAGGGCGAUGAGUUCAUUUGCAUGGUCAAACGUUUCUCCUAUACCACCUCCAAUGAAAAUUCCACCAGCUCCCCCAAGAUGUGGUCCCUGGAUCGCCGUUGUGCGGUCAACUGUGAACCCGGUUGUAUAGUCAUAGGUGAGCGUACCAAGUUGUACGCCUGUACAUCGUGUUGCGAAUCACCCAUGUGUAAUACCGGCAAAGGUUCCGCUGCGUCCGUUCUCGCCUUUGGUCGCAUUGAGACGGGCAUUGGAACGUCGUUGAGUCUUCUGACAUUGGUCAAAUGUUUCCUCCAUUACAUAUCGUAAAGGGUUUACAUAGCCAAUUGUUGUUGUACUCCAAGAGAAUAGAGAAAAACCCAAAAUUCCAAAAAAAAGAAGAGGACCAGUGCCAAGUUCAUGUCUAUUUUUUUCGACACGAUUUUAUUUUUCGAAAGAGAAAACAAAAACAAUACAAAACCGAAAGCAAA
Molecule: messenger RNA, 824 nt
Organism: Musca domestica (house fly)
Lineage: Eukaryota; Metazoa; Arthropoda; Insecta; Diptera; Muscidae
Exons: 3
Coding region: 139-663 (174 amino acids)
Source: RefSeq, a predicted model, not a curated record